GGAACAGGGGAAGAUAGAGUGAGAGAGAGAGAAGGGAACAGGGGUAGACAGAGAGGAACAGGGUUAGAGAGAGACAGAGACAGAGAGAGGGGGAGAGCAGGCAGCAGGACUGUUCCCCCUGACCGCUCCGGGAGCCGCAGGCGGUGCUGUGAGCGAGCCUUGUCCCCAGCCCCCUCAGCGUGUUGGCAAGGGCCGGAUGUCGCUGUUGCAGGGCCUGAUGCUGCUGCUGGCCUGUGCCCCGGGUGCACUCAGCUUCUCGAAGUGCCCGACCCUCGACAUAGAGCUGUACAGGCACCGAAGGAUCGAGGCUAUCCGAGGACAGAUCCUCAGUAAGCUGCAGCUCAAGGAGGCUCCAGACCCUGAUGACCUUCCUGAUGAAGUGCCUCUGGAAACCAUCAUACUGUACAACAGCACCCGGGACAUGCUGAAGGAAAGAGCUCGCCGCCGGGAAACCCUGUGUGUGAGGAGCGGCCCAAUGGAAUAUUACGCAAAGGAUAUGUACCGCCUGGACAUGGUCCCAGCCAGCUACAGAGAGAAUACUAUUUCCACCAGUUUCUACAACCCAUACUUCCGGUUGAUCCACUUUGAUGCUUCCAGCCUGGAGAAAAACGUCUCGAGCCUGGUAAAGGCGGAAUUCCGAUUGUAUCGUAUCCGAUACCAGAAAUCCCAAGUGGCAGAGCAGAGAAUCGAGCUGUACCAGGUUCUGAAGGCCAGGGAUCCAGCCUCGCCGGCUCAGCGUUACAUUGACAGCAGGGUGGUACGGCCCCAGAGUGCGGGGGAAUGGUUGACCUUUGAUGUGACAGAGACAGUUAGUGAGUGGUUACUGCACCGAGACAGAAACCAGGGAUUGAAAGUGAGUGUUCAUUGUCCGUGCUGCACUUUCAUCCCGUCAUCCAACAACAUCAUCUCCAACAGCAGCGAGGAGCUUGAGGCUCGCUUUGCAGGUAUCGACGAUGACCCCUACACAGGGUAUCCGCGGGGACGGAGGCAGAAGCGACUGGCCGCUCUCAGGAAGCCCCACAUCCUGUUCACCCUCCUCCCCUCCCACAGGCGGGAGCCCCAGGCCAACGGCCUCCGCUGGCGCCGUGCUGUAGAGGAGGACGUCUGUUCCAGGUGA
This is a messenger RNA of Rhincodon typus (whale shark), 1117 nucleotides long. RefSeq names its product transforming growth factor, beta 5 (gene tgfb5). NCBI's taxonomy places the organism in Eukaryota, Metazoa, Chordata, Chondrichthyes, Orectolobiformes, Rhincodontidae. The record is from RefSeq and is a predicted model, not a curated record. The transcript is spliced from 5 exons. Gene Ontology annotation, cellular component: extracellular region. Gene Ontology annotation, molecular function: type III transforming growth factor beta receptor binding; type II transforming growth factor beta receptor binding; cytokine activity. The coding region runs from base 197 to 1117 and encodes 306 amino acids. Gene Ontology annotation, biological process: SMAD protein signal transduction; transforming growth factor beta receptor signaling pathway; regulation of cell population proliferation.